AUGAACAAUAACAUCAACAAUUAUUUGUUAAAUUAGAAUGAUUAAUAAUAAUACAUAAACCCAUAGUCAUUCGAAACAUAAAAUGGAUAAACUUAGAAAAUGAAUUAAUUUUAAAGUAUUUAACUUAAUAUAUUCUUAGAUUAAGGGGUAUUUUAGGAUCAGUAAAUAAGAGUUUAAUUUUUCAAGAACUUAUAUUGUUUUUUAUUUUUCGAGUUUCUUUUUAAUCUGGUAAUGAUAGCUUUAGGAAUUUACACAGAUAUGAUAUUUUGGCUACUCAGACUUUAUGAAAUAUGUUAUUACGAUGAAGAAAAUUAUUAAUAUUGCUUUUAUGGUGUUGAGCCAUCAUGGUUAUUCUAUGUUUCUUUAUUUAUUUCAUUAAUAUUGUAAUUUAUGCUAUACUUCAAAGGAAAUUUAGUAAGAAAUGUAAGGUAAUAAAAUUAAACAAUAGGCUCCUGUAAAUUACAUAGUGUUAAUUUUGUAAAUAGUUUUCUUUGGAUUUACAUUUACAACAAUAAACAUUUUUUGGGCAUUGAGAUUAUUACCAAUAGCUGUUUGGAUAACUUGGGGAGGUACUUUUCUAAUAAUAGGGGUAUUUACAAUCUUAGCAUUUUUAUAAAAAAGAGAGAUUUCUUGGCAAGGUUAAAAUUAUUCCAUAUUUUAUAGUUGGUGCCAUUGUAAUUCUUGGAAUAUCCUUAACCUUAUUUAUUAUUUGGAUAUUUACAUUUCAUUAUUACCCUUUAUGGGCUAAAUUUUUAAGUUUAGUAGUCAUUUUAAUUUAUGGAUUUUAUUUGAUAUUGGAAACAAGAUUAAUGAUGAGCUAAGGAGUAAAAAUUUAUUAAAUAUAUUAAGAGAUUUAAUUUGUAUACAAAUGAUUACUUGAUUGGAUCUUUGUUGCUUAAUGGUCUGAUGUUAUAACCAUUAGUAAGAAUAUUUGAAAUUUUAUCUAAUGCUUUUGGAAAUAGAAGUAUGUGA
Messenger RNA from Paramecium pentaurelia, 972 nucleotides. The record is from the annotation of a GenBank genome assembly. Lineage: Eukaryota; Ciliophora; Oligohymenophorea; Peniculida; Parameciidae.